GGAGGGGAGCCAUAUGUCCGCCCGUGAGGGUGCCACUAUUACUCGCUCACUCGCUUUUAAAGGGCACACGGAGCCAGUCCAGGCCUCCUACGGCGUUAUAUACGGAGAGGGAAAAAGGCAGGGACGGGGAAUCCACAGAGAUCAGGAAAGAACUCGAAACGUCAGUAGUACAGUACUCGUCAAAUAAUUGGAAUCGUUUUAUUUUGGAAGACGAGCGUUAGUUUGCGUCCAAAAUAUCUUCAGCAUGGAGGAUGACAAGGGACAUCAUGUACACUUUUCUGAAGACACAGAUGCUAUGGGCAACACUGCAAUAACUGUGAAGGAGAAAACAGAAGGAGAAUUUGAAGCGCAUGUUGGAUUUCUACAGAUAAAUCACCGCUACCACAUAGAUAUCACAGUGCCAGUGAAGGAUGCAGAUGACGGAUACAAAAUAGCUGAGCCUCAUGGUGUUUAUUGCCAUGCACUGGAGCUUCAGGUCACAGAAAGCGGAGCACUUCAGGUAUCUUUUGAAUUGCUGGCCCAUAAAGAAAAGUUGCUACGUGAAAAGAUUCACCUUCUAAAACCCACAGAAGGCCAAUUGAUCGUAACGAUCCUCGCAAGAGUUUUAGGUAAGGGAAAGGGUACCCCAAUGCUGCGUGACAACAUUAAGUGCGUAGGCAUCGACGCUGAUGAUGAGUCGGAGGCAUCAGAUUGGCAAGGCUUUUCAUAAUUUGAGAACCUAGAGAGCAGCAGCAGCAGUUUCCCAUCCAGCCACCUUCAGUAUGGGUUCUUUACUACUGAAUGCUCAUCGCUAGGAAGUAGGUCCUCGUGUAGCAUCAUUACCAUUUGCGUAGUUUGUAACUAAAGUUGAUAUUUAUAUAAUGACGUUGACUAUUGUUGCGUAAACGUUUUUGGAUAACACAUUCAUGAAAGUGUUGAAAUAACAUCUAACAUUUUUAUAGGAUAGUAGGUCCUCAUUUAGUGUACGAAGCUUACUUCUGUCAAAGGGGUGAUAUCAUAUUAUGUACUAACUGUAAUUAUAGAAACUUAUGCAUGGAUAUAUUCACAUGCAGCAACUGCAGUGUAGGAGCAUAGAAUUUACAAGCAUGAAAUUCCUUGUGACAUGAGAAUUAUAGCACUAAUGCUCACUAGAAUGCUAAGGCGAUUCUUGAUAUUAUAGCCCAGUACAAACAAUAAUGCUAGGGAAAAGAAAAAGAAUUGGGGUAUUUCUUUGUACAGUAUUUGAUAUAGUAUACCAUGUACUAUUCUGUGUUCGUUGUAAUAUAUACAAUUUAAUUUAUAAAGUAGUAGGGGAAGUGUGUACCUAUUGGAACAAGUUGGGUGACAAUAAGUGAGCAUUAAGGAAAUGGACAUACCAUAAAUAGGCAGUGGGAAAAUUAACCACAGCUGAAAAACUCUCGUAGUAAUUACAGUUUGAAUUCAGUCUGAGAUGGAUAGUUUUACCAUUUAUCCUUGUAAUUCAAACUCUGUUAAAGAUUACAGUUUUAAUACUGUAUUGGACAGGAUUUUCCAUAACAUUUUAAUUUCAUAAAGUAGUUUUUUCUUUGCACUUAUUAAAAAUAAACUGUAUUUCCCCUAAUCCAGUGGGUGGGUUGUUUAAUAUAGUUGGCUCUUUUCAACACUAUGAGCGUUCAUGCUACUUCUGUAGUGCCUUUUGAGUAUUGCUGGUAUGUUAUUCCCUAUCAUCACAUUCCCUAUCAAGUUCCUGUUGCUAGAUUCUUUCCUUUAGUCUUUAGAAUUUGCGACUUGGGAAGCGGGUUUGGAGUCCUGUGAAAAACAGCCUGAAAAAGACAAAAUUAUUUUUAAGUUUGUCUUAAACUUUCUCAGACUUUUUCGAGUUGAGAUUAUACUGUAUAAGGAAAUGUAAUGGAAAAUAAUGUUUUACUGAUGUGUUCUUCUCUGCCAUUACAUUUUAGAACUGAAAUAUAGUUUUUAAUAAUUAAUGAAAGAAAGUGCAUAUAUGGUGACUUUUCCAUAGUGAAUUGUUUUUAUAACAAUAAUUAGCAAGUCUGGAACUUGAAAAGUUGUUAUUUGUACAUCUGAAAGUGAUAUUUUAUGUCACACAAUCCAGUUUGACUUUAGUAAUUAGCCUUAACAUAGGAAGUGAGUAUGUACUGUACUUAUACAUUGUGGUGAUUUUUUGCUAAAGCCAAAGUUGCAAGUACAUAUUUAUGAAUAAUUUUGCUUAGUCAUCUAGCAUUUUUUUUAUCAUAAAGAUAUUUCUAGAAUUAUACAUGUCAGUAAUUAUCCGAAAAUUUUUUAUAAUGGAUAACUUAAUACAUUUUUCAUUCCCUUUUGGAGAAUAUGCAUUUUCUUUCAUUGCAUGAUGUGUAUCUUGUCUCCUGUUUAGUUGUAAAAACCAUAUUACCCAAUAGUUCACUCUGUAAUUAUCAUAGUGUACCGUAUGUGAGUGCCAAAUACAAAAAUUAUUAUUAUUAUUCAGAAGGUAAACCCUAUUCUUGUGAAACAAGCCCAAAGGGGCUAUUGACUUGAAAUUCAAGCUUCCAAAGAAUAAGGUGUUUAUUCUCAAUGGGGAACCUCUUGUGCCAUUUGCAUAAUUUGGUAAGGCAGACAAUAUGAACUCCGCCCUCACGGGGCAGUAGUUUUUCUACUGGUGUUGAGUUGCAUCUUUCUGAGAAACAUUUGAAUUUUAGAUCACUGUGAAGUCCCUUGUAGAUUCAUGCUUGUUUUGAUAAUUUUCCUCAUGAAAUAUUGCAACACAUAUCUGAUGCUUGGAGAGCCGUAGAUAGGUAGCUCCCUUGUCAUAAUUUUCUGUUCUUUUGUUUUUUUUCUAAUAUUAAACACUGCAGGUUGUGAAUGACACUUCGUAUACCACAUAACAAAGUUGAAGUUUCAUGUUAGAUUAUAAAGUUGAGGUUUUGUAUUAUAGUAAUAGGUAGAUGGCAGUAAUAUAUACAUAUAAUUUUUUCUUGAAUAACGUAUAAAGAGGGACAACUGAUAACCAUUUACGCCAGUGACAUCAGCAAACAGUAAGUUGAAUUUACAUUCUAUCAGCGUUAAUGUGCACUGGUAAAAAUGUGUGCUAUUGCCAUUUCACAAUCUCCUAUCUUUCUGCCGUUUGAUACGACGCACUAGUUGAGCUUUCGUUUGUGUUUAUUCAAAGUUCCUGCAUAGCUAUAUAACCAUAACUCAGUCAUGUUCCAAUUAGUGGUUGUUUAAUUUCAAGUGCUCUUGCUCAGAUGUUUCCUUAAUUUAAAAAGAGCCAAGUGAUUGUUAAACUACUUGAUAAUAAUGAAGUAGUCAGGAUAGAAAGGGUUAAGUAAAGUAAUACAGGCAGUCCCCGGGUUACGACGGGGGUUCCGUUCUUGAGACGCGUUGUAACCCGAAAAUCGUCGUAAGCCGGAACACCAUCAAAAAUCCUAAGAAAACCUUACUUUUAAUGCUUUGGGUGCAUUGAAAACUAUGUAAACUUCAUUCUUAUUGCAUUUUUCAUCAAAAAACCUUCAGAUAUUGAUUAUUUUGCAUUUUUGGUGUCAUAUCUCUUCUGCCAGAUCAGCAUUGUAGGCGUCGUAACCUGGAAAUAAUUUCUGAUGAAUAUAAUUGAAAAGCGCCUUAACCUCGGAACGUCGUAAGCCAAAACCGUCGUAACCCAGGGACUGCCUGUACUCAGUUUAUAUAUUUUUGCGCAAGUAUUAAAGUACCUUGUAGUAAUGAUGAUAACCACAGUUUUCUUGAGGCCUGAUUUAAUGUUACCAAGGGAAGUAUGUAUCUAGGAUGUAGAAAAUUAUAUUUCCUAGCUUAAAUUUAUCUUGACUUUAGAACUUGGAAUCAUCUAAGUAUUUGAACAUCACAGGAGCAUUUUGUCUUUGAAGUGAUCAAGGGUGCCCACUAAAUAUAUUAUGUAUUUUUACAGAAAAGCAAUGUUAUUUCUUAAUAUUGUGAACUGUGCUCCACUCUGCCCCAAUUUUGGCAUGAAGAGACUCCCCAUUUAACAAGAAAACUAACUUAAUUUUUACUUGUUUUCUUUUGUAGAUAUAAAUUAAGUGCGUGUUAUCUUUAUUUGUGUUCGUGAUUAUGUCCUAAUCCAAUUCAGUAUGUAUUGUAAGGGGUCCCUUGUAAUAUCAUACCCCUGGAUUGGUAGGAAGACUGCAUGUAGUACCUGGAUAAAAGAUUUAUUGGUAGAAGUAUAUCUUCAUAUAGAAGACAAAUUGUAUCAGCGUUAAUGAAAAUUGUCGGUAAAACAGAAAUAAAGCUGUGACACAAUUGUAGAUUUUAAGGGAGCUGGUUUUGAUUGUGAAUUUACGAUUAUAUUAUGCACCUUUCAGACAUCAUAAUGUGAAUGAAGUAGUAGUUGCCAUGAUGCACUGUAUACUUAUUUGGAUCCAGAAGGCAUGUGAUGUGCACGACAAUUUUGUUUGUGAUGUAGAUGACCAUUUUGUUAAAAAUACUUGUUAUGCUCAACUGUAGAAUGCUUUAGAAUAUUGUAACUAACAGGAGGCCUGUUUGAAAAUUAGACAUUUAUUCUAAUUCUUAGUGAAAAGAAUAUUUGGAUGUUGUUAAAUAUUGUAAUUUUGUGUACGUCCCAAAGUUAACCAUUGAUUGGAAUCAAAAUAUAUAGCAUUGUAGUCAGACUUUUCAUAGUUGUGUCUUAGCAAACAACUUGGUUGGCAGGUGCUAAUUCAAAAUAUUACGCUUAAAAGGGCAGCUUCAUUAUGCCAUAGGUAUCUACUUUUAAGAUGCACUCUGCUAUGUAACUCGUUUAUUCAGAGGACAGUAUUUAAUAUUCAACUUAGCAGUGCUAUAAUAGGAGAGAUAUUUUCUCAUCGUACACUGAUACAUGUUCAAGUUUAUGAAGUUUAUAUGUGUAGUAGGCCUUGCAAAUUAACAUGCUUUCACAGUUGAAUAGUCAGUAUACUAAUUCUUCGAAAUUCUCUUUUAGAUGCUGGAUGUAUGUCCUUAUUACCUAGUGCUAUCAGUCUCAUAGAAAUGCACCCUCAUUGCAUCCUGUUUAAUUUUUCCUUUAAAUGAAAGCCACAAGCUUGGAGUAUAGAAGCAUUACGUACAAGUGUAGGUAUUCAACUGAAUUGACACUAGCAUUCUUUACCCUUAGUUUGCUAAAUUAAGCUUUGGUCAUUGUAGAUUUGAGCUUUUAGGAAUAACAUGCCUUUUCAUGAAUAAGUUUGGAGAUGUUCUGGAAACAACGGUCUUCUAGGAAAGCUUAGAAGUUGAAAUGGCUUUUGCUAUAGUACUGUAUUAGCUAUUAACUGACCUAACCUAGCUUAGUGCCCCAUGUUGCCACUGAAAAAGAAAUUUUAAACCCCAUACAAAGAAUAGGAAUAGGGGGUAUUGUUUUUUUGUGCAUGUAGAUUUAUAAAUACUAACUGUAAGUGAUCACAACAUUUUCUCCCAUUAAUACCUGUGUAGAUAGGACAUGAAGCUUUACCUUUAGGUAAUGCAGUGCUGUGCUGCAUUUAUCUUGUCUCUGUUUGCACAUUUAUUAAGAUGUAUAGCCAGCUAUGUUACAAGGGACAAACUUUUAAAAUGAAAAAGCAAAGAACAUAGUCAGCAUUUAAAUUUACGUACACAAGAGGUUGCAGGUUCUGUUGCUCUCCAAAGAAGUUCUCUAUAAUGUCUAAUUUCCAGGCCAGAGGAUUUGACAACGAACUUUCAUUUUCUACUUUCAUCUUUUUCAAUUCCUCAUCUUGAUAACCCAGUUAUAUGAUUGAACUCACUUUUUAACAACUUAAUUGAUAAACUAAUGUCACUGUUCUGUUUUUAUGCAGCAUAGGUAAUUUUAUCAGGAUGAUUUUUGAAUGAAAUUAAUAAAAAGUUUGUUUUUAUGUAUCAUCAGCAGCUGGUGGGUGGUUGUUGAUCAUUUUUUCAUUAUUUUCCUCCUUUUAGUCUUUGAGCUAUCAGAAAUUAAUACACUGAAGUGGAGAGGGAAACAUUUUUCAUUAUGGUUUUCUUUUGUACAUAUAAUUGCAGUAUAUUCAAGACCAAAUCACUUAAUGUAGACAAGGUGAUUGGUAUUUUGAACUUUUGAUAUCUUGAUUAUAAAAUACUAAUCACA
Molecule: messenger RNA, 6031 nt
Organism: Macrobrachium nipponense
Lineage: Eukaryota; Metazoa; Arthropoda; Malacostraca; Decapoda; Palaemonidae
Product: adipose-secreted signaling protein-like
Exons: 6
Coding region: 245-709 (154 amino acids)
Source: RefSeq, a predicted model, not a curated record